Schistosoma turkestanicum is the source of this 546-nucleotide messenger RNA. NCBI's taxonomy places the organism in Eukaryota, Metazoa, Platyhelminthes, Trematoda, Strigeidida, Schistosomatidae. The record is from the annotation of a GenBank genome assembly.
AAUAUACACAAAUCAUAAUAAAAUAAGAAUUUUUAAUUUUAUCUUUUUGAACAUAAAUUUAAAAAAUACAUAUAUAUAUUUCAAAUGGCUUCUUUCAAAUUAACAUCAUUUGAACAUGCGGAAAGAAUUUGUCCAAAUCUGUUACAGUUAUUGAUUUAUUUACAAAUAUUUUGUCUAUGUCAAACAAUCUCCCCAAUUCAUUCUUUGAGUAUAUUAAGAAGUUAUCCAACGGUGGACGAUGUGACUAAUGCAGAAGAUCUAUGGUCAUUAAAUGAUCAUGAGAAAAAAUAUCCAAUAAAUCGAUUUGGUGAAUUCAAUCGAAAUUUGAAUAGAAUUUUACUACGUCAACAGUUUUAUCCGGAAGAAAAUCAAGAACCAUUGGAAAAUCGAAAAUUCUAUAACUAUAUUUCAUGGUCAAAUAAAAAAUCAAUAAAUUUGUGCAAAGAAAAAUUGUACUUUGAACCAUAUUAUUUACUAAUGUUGUAUAAAAUUAUUUAUCAUAACUUAACAGACAGUUUAUUGAUAAAAACGGACAGUACCAUUUGA